Molecule: messenger RNA, 546 nt
Organism: Habropoda laboriosa
Lineage: Eukaryota; Metazoa; Arthropoda; Insecta; Hymenoptera; Apidae
Product: tetra-peptide repeat homeobox protein 1-like
Exons: 2
Coding region: 1-456 (151 amino acids)
Source: RefSeq, a predicted model, not a curated record
AUGUGCACCCUAGUAGCUGUUCUCCUCGUCGCGGCCCUCUCAGUGGCGGCCGCAGCGCCAUCUGCGCUCUUGGCGCCAGGAGCGGCCCUAGCCGGCCCUCUGUUGGGCCCCGCUGCCCUCAGCGGCCCGAUCGUAGGGCCCUCCGCCCUCGCUGGACCAGUGGUUGGACCUGCUCGCCUCUCCGGAGCCGUGGACGGUGGCGCUGUGGUGACUGGCGCAGUUGCUGGACCCUCCCUAGUUUCCGGUAGCGUGGUUGGUGCCGCUGCUCCAUGGUCAGCGCUGGCUGCACCCGCUCUUCUGAACCCUUGGGGAGCCGUUUUAGCUGGACCACAUGCACCACCCGCAGCACUGGCUGGUCCUAUCACCGCUCCAGCUUUGAUCGCCGGACCAUCGGGUAGUAUAGCAGCUGGACCAGCUGGAGUAGGAGGAAUCCUUCGCGCCGAUGGACACUGGUAAUCUCUCCGCCGCCGUUGUUACACCAUGGACACCGAUACCCCUUAAAAACGACAUCUUCGACUGAUCUCCUCCGAUGCCUGCCAUUUUGAA